AGCUCAAAGGAACUGGAGGUCUUGGUUUUAGACGAGGCAGAUCGGUUAGUUCGCAAUCUCGAACACAAAUACUCAAUUUACGAUGUCAAAACAGAUUACUUGAUCUAGGGUUUCAAAAUGCCUUGACUCGCAUCAUUACCCAUUUACCAAAGCAACGUAGAACUGGUCUGUUUAGCGCCACGAUGACGGACGCGGACGCUCUGUCAGAACUAGUUCGUGUGGGUUUGCGAAAUCCCGCACGUGUGGUCGUAAAGGUUCAGACAAAGAAGUCGAAAGCUUCAGGAAAAAACUUUGAACGAGGUGAUCUCUUAGAGGAAAGGCGGAUCCCUGCCAACCUCAAAAAUUUCUACAUUAACUGUUUAGCAUCGGAAAAGCUAGUGCAACUUGGGCGGAUUAUCCAACAAGAGACCACCAUUCACAAUGCUUCGCAUUUUAUCGUCUACUUCGCGACUUGUGCAUGCGUGGACUAUUUCUAUGCAGUGAGUUCAAAUGCCUGCGUCUGUUUUGGAUAAUAUUUUGACAACUUGCGUCACCAGAUUCUCCCUCACAUUCUCCCGCCUUCCACCAAACUACAUUCGCUUCACGGCCACCUUCCCCCGUCUGCCCGGACUCGCACACUAGCUACAUUCUCUUCUUCUUUGUCAUUACCCUCGUCUCCCUCGAUACUGCUCGCAACGGAUGUUGCUGCGCGAGGCCUCGAUCUUCCACAUGUCGAUGUCGUCGUCCAAUUCGAUCCACCUUCAGAUCCCAAAGCGUUCUCCCAUAGAUGUGGACGGACAGCUAGGGCUGGACGAAGUGGGAAGGCGUAUACGCUGUUAGUAGAUGUAGAAACGGACUAUGUUGAUUUCAUGGCAGUUCGCAAAAUUCCUCUUCGCUUACACGCAUAUAUCCACGCGGAUGAGUCCGUCACAGAGACAGCUAGUAGCGAGCAUGAAGAAGAUCCAUCUGUCAAUCAAAAUCUGCAACGAACCAGACAGCAAUUAGCUACGGAUCGUGCAUUAAAUGACAAGGCUGUUAAAGCAUUUGUCUCUUUCGUUCGGGCUUAUUCGAAACACGAAGCAUCCUACAUAUUUCGAGUCAAAGAUCUUGACCUAGUUGGCAUCGCCAAGAGCUUCGGGCUCCUGCGACUUCCCCGAAUGCCCGAGUUGAAGGGUGCAAAUAGGGAGACAUGGCAGGACGCUCAAAUAGAUUGGGAUACGUAUGCUUACGCAGACAAGGCACA
Messenger RNA from Serpula lacrymans var. lacrymans S7.9, 1222 nucleotides. RefSeq lists its product as uncharacterized. The transcript has 5 exons. The record is from RefSeq and is a predicted model, not a curated record. The annotation marks the transcript as partial. NCBI's taxonomy places the organism in Eukaryota, Fungi, Basidiomycota, Agaricomycetes, Boletales, Serpulaceae.